Messenger RNA from Exophiala viscosa, 1174 nucleotides. RefSeq lists its product as uncharacterized. The transcript has a single exon. Gene Ontology annotation, molecular function: mitochondrion autophagosome adaptor activity. Lineage: Eukaryota; Fungi; Ascomycota; Eurotiomycetes; Chaetothyriales; Herpotrichiellaceae. Bases 228 to 803 code for a protein of 191 amino acids. The record is from RefSeq and is a predicted model, not a curated record. Gene Ontology annotation, biological process: mitophagy.
CUUGUUCGACCCAUCUCAUCGUGAAAGUCUCACAUCAAGGGUUCACAACAGAUAUUCAAGAUCGAGCAAGCCUGUGAGCACUUACUUCGCUGCCAACGGAUCGAGACUACCUGCAUUGCCUCUUUGCCAUCAAUACCCGAAAGGCCUUUGAGAUCCAGGCAUGAACUGAGCUCUGCGUCUCCUCUAUCACCAUCCAGACAUAGCAUUCACCAUUCGUCCUCGCAACGAUGUCCUCCAACCCGGCCGCCGAACUGGCGUCAGCCAUCCAAUCCGUCUCCAUCAACCGCGCCCCCUCAUCAGCCCACGACAUCAACCCUUCUACCGCCGCAUCCAAAAAGAUCCCAGCCAACAUCGAAUCACCUCCCCGAUCCCGCACACACUCGUUAGACUCCGCCACAGACACAAAUUCCAUAGCAAGCGACGUGAUCCGCCCCCGGCCACGGCGCAAGGAUUUUCCUCCCAUUCCCGACUUCCGUUUCGAGCAGUCGUACCUAGCGUCCCUCAAGGACGCCGAUACGAACUGGAAAGUCGCCUUCAUCACGAUUCGAGAUCAGGUGUUUCUGCCGCUCGUCCAGGGCAUCGCGUGGAACUUGAUCAUGAGUGGAUGGCGGCAUUGGAACCGUAGCUCCAAGUUCCAGGGCCAGACUCUCGGAGCGAAAGUGCGGAAGUGGUGGUGGGGAGUGAAUAAUUGGAAGGUGCCGCAACCAAAUGACAGUUCGAAGGCUGCGAGGAAAGACGCAAAGGUUCUCCGUAAGGCGGAGGAGUUUUUCGUCGACCGAUUUGGGACGGCACUGGGGGAUUGAGUCGGUUCGUUUGAAUGAGGUAUUGAGUUGUAUCUACGAGGAUCCGCGGCGACGGUGUGGAUUUCGAGGACGGAUGCGUGGCAGCCCGCAGAAGGGCAGUUCGGUGUCAUCCAUCGGUCUGUUCAUGGGUGCUCAGGCAUUCGAAGAUGGUUCGAGCAUCAUGCCGGGAACCAAAGGUCUGACUUGCAGAAGUUUUAAGGCCGUACAAGGGGGUCACGUCAGAAACGCCGUUGGACGUCGGCAUGCUGCAUCAUAGGGGCAGUUUGUGUGAGCUGGCCAGGCACAGGGUGGCUUUGGGCUCAAACAGAGUUGUACUGGCACCACGAAUGGGACGGAACCGCAGGCAAAGAGCCUUGGGCGAGCUUGCAAAC